CCGGGUGUGGGAGUCAGCUGACAGCACUUGUGAAGCUUUAGUUCGCCUGUGCACAUAGUGCUAAACGAGGAAAAUAAGCAUUAUAAUGUCCACAAAUCCGCCGAAAAUUAAGCUUUCGUUUGCUGGCAAUGAAAGGUUGCAGAAAAUAAAAGAUGCUUUUCAUGAGAAAUAUGGAGAAACUCCUUUUUUCUACGCUUACGCUCCAGGAAGGGUGAACUUAAUAGGAGAACAUAUUGACUAUUGUGGCUAUGCUGUCCUGCCCAUGGCAAUAGAGCAAAACAUCCUUGCUGCUGUUUCUCUCAAUGACUCCCAAACAAUCCAACUGGCCAACAUUGAUCCUAAAUAUAGAGGUUUCAGUACGUCUGCCAAGAGCGUCUCGAUUGAUAAGGAGAACCCACAGUGGCACUAUUAUUUCCUGUGUGGAGUGAAAGGAAUUCAGGAGCACCUGAGUCUGGCAUCAUUGACAGGGAUGUGUUGUCUAGUGGACGGGUCCAUCCCCGCCAGUUCCGGUCUUUCCAGCUCCAGUGCUCUGGUGUGCUGCGCCGGUCUGGUCACUAUGGAAGCCAAUCAGAAGUCUUUGUCUAAGGUGACUCUUGCGGAGACGUGUGCCAAGUGUGAGCGUUAUAUUGGCACUGAGGGUGGAGGGAUGGAUCAGUCGAUUUCUUUCCUGGCGGAAGAAGGAACGGCAAAGUUGAUAGAGUUCAAUCCACUGCGGGCCACAGAUGUACAGCUGCCUCAUGGCGCGGUGUUCGUAAUCGCAAACUGCUGUGUGGAGAUGAACAAGGCCGCUUCAUCUCACUUUAACAUGAGAGUGGUGGAAUGCCGCAUUGCCACAAAGAUGCUGGCUAAGGCACAAGGUCUGGAAUGGCAUCGGCUACAGAAACUGGGGGAGCUGCAGGCCGAGCUGAAGGUGAGUCUGGAGAAGAUGAUGGAGCUGGUGGACGAUGCGCUGCACCCUGAGCCCUACACCAGAGAGGAGAUCUGCAAGACUCUGGGCAUCAGCACUGAACAGCUUUGUGAAAACAUUCUCAGUACCAACACACAGCAUGCAACCCACUUUAAGUUGUACCAGCGGGCCAAGCACGUGUACGGCGAGGCUGCCCGUGUACUGCAGUUUAAGGCCGUGUGCGAUUCUGCCCCUCUCAACGCGGUCGCUCAGCUAGGCGAACUGAUGAACCAGAGCCAUGCCAGCUGCAGAGACCUGUAUGAGUGCAGCUGCACAGAGCUCGACCAGCUGGUGCACAUAUGUCUACAAGCGGGUGCUGUUGGGUCGAGGUUAACCGGAGCUGGAUGGGGAGGCUGCACGGUUUCCAUGGUACCCAGCGGCAAGAUAGAUUCUUUUCUCCAAACUGUGAGGGAGAGAUAUUAUGCUCCAGACCUCCGCCGAGCCGAUCUGGAAAAGCAGAGUUUAUUCGUGACAAGGCCAGGAGGAGGGGCGGCCAUUUUCACAGAAGAAUAGAAAAGUGAUGGCGCCAUUGGUUGCAGGUUAAAAGCAAGUUGUGAUGCAUAUGAUGGCCAUGAAUCCAAAUGAAAUGGAAAUAUUUGUACUCUCUAUGUCUCAAAAGACUGAAUCUUAAAAAGGUGAAAGUUAUUUUAGUUUCAAGGUCGCAAUUUCUACUUUUGUACAUUCCUACUUUUGCUACGCUUUCAUUACAGCAUUGAAGGUCUUUAUUUGAGUUGUAAAUUCAAUAAAAAGAUCUCUUUGUUUGCA
Molecule: messenger RNA, 1711 nt
Organism: Triplophysa dalaica
Lineage: Eukaryota; Metazoa; Chordata; Actinopteri; Cypriniformes; Nemacheilidae
Gene: galk2
Product: galactokinase 2
Exons: 10
Coding region: 86-1459 (457 amino acids)
Biological process (GO): carbohydrate phosphorylation; galactose metabolic process
Cellular component (GO): cytoplasm; cytosol
Molecular function (GO): galactokinase activity; ATP binding
Source: RefSeq, a predicted model, not a curated record